UGGGUAUACGCCAUUCCACUUUUUUAUCGGUAGCAGACUGCUGUGGUGUUGUCUAGUUACAUUGUCAAUCGCGCCAUGCGGAGUGGAUUUUAAAAUGUUUGUCAAUUCGUCUUCGCAAAUUUCUUUUACUCCCCUACAAAUACCCAGCAUAUUUUAGCUGGAAAUGAGCCGGAAUUCUGGCUGGUUCUAGCUAGUAUUUCGGCUCCAGGGACACAACCGAUUCUUACCAGGAGGACGCUGUCUAGCAAGUAUUUGGUACCUGACAUCAGCUGGACCGAACCUAAUUAUCACGGUUAAAUAGCAAUAAAUAAUACCUUUUACAAAUAUGUCAACGACUAUUACACGGGACAUGCGAAACCGCUUACCCUAUAUUCUCUUUUUGGGGUGAAGUAACCAAAAAACGGGGUCCAAAGUUACCGAGGCGAGAUGUUGAGUACGCGCAAAAUAGGGGAAGAUGGGGUAAAACGCACCCCCGGGGCAAAAUGCACCCCUUGUUUAUAUCGAAAACUGUUGAAAAUUUCUAGAAAAGGGUAAAACCAGUCGGAAGUCCUUCAUAGUUAACUUACACUGUCAAAGUUUGAUAACCGUUCAUCAAUUGCAACUCGAGAAAAAUUUGUUUUAAUUAAUUUCGUUUUUAUUAACCUCUUUUUGGGAAGUGAAUCAGUAUUUACGCAAUGUCGAUCUUGCCAAUCGUAAAACCAAAACUCUCGCUUUACGUAUGCCUAUACCUUAUCUGGUACCAUCUUGGGUUUUCACGUCAUUUGCAGUUUGACAAGACCAAAAUUUGACAAGACCAUAAUUUGAUGUUGGAACGGUCUAUCCCUGAGAAUGAUCAUAGGAAGGGCAAUCCGUCGAUCUCAAACCACGAAAAAAAUCGCUAGUUGGACACACACAGGGUCUGACCCAACCAGCAAAUCACGACAGGAGUCAUAACUUCAUUAUGCGAAUCCGAACAUGGAACAUAGCAUUGGAAAACGAAAGCAAACGAAAAAUCAAACGUUUCCGAGAUGGAUCAACUAUGGUGUUAGCUGUCAAAACCAAUCGUGCUGGUUGUUUUAAAUUUGGUGCAAAAUAAUCUUAGUUUACAACACGAAGAAUUUAGAUGCAAAUUAACGACUUCUCGAUUUAAAGCGAUAAACGUCGGAUAUCUCAAUAUAAAUUGUAUCGUGUUCUAUCGAUGCGGUUUUAGUUUCAGCAAGGAGCUGUAAAGCGCGAGAUUCUGUCUUAGCAGACACUGGCGAUUGUUGGCCAUAAUAUCAACUCAAGCAUGUCAGAUAUCGUCUACACUGCUAGCUUUGAAAGGGUUGAUACGGACAGUAAGCUUUCACCAUUACCGGAGCCACAGGCGGAGCUCGAAGAUCACACAGAUCAACCUUUCAAGCCACUUCGGCUCUUCCACUGCGAAGUUUGUGGCAAAGAAUUUCGCAGUAAGUAUCAGCUGCAGCGACACGGCACUACUCACACAGCAGAGCACACGUUCCAUUGUGAAAUAUGUGGCAAAGUAUACACCCGGCAGAAUUCUUUGACCUUGCAUAAACGCAUUCACGGUAACGAACAGCCGCAUAAGUGCAAGGUUUGUGGUGAAGCGUUCCUCCAGAAACAUCAGCUACAACGUCACGUUACCACUCACACUGGCGAACGGCCGCACAAAUGUGAAAUAUGUGACAAAGAAUUUUUACGUAAGCGAGACCUGCAAAAACAUGUUCUCAUCCACACGGGCGAGCGGCCCUAUAAAUGCGAAAUAUGUGGAAAAACAUUCACCCAACGGGUCAAUAUGACCACACAUAAGUUCAUACAUGAUAGCGAAGGGUCGCAUAAAUGUCAAAUAUGCGGCAAACAAUUUUUUCAAAAGCGCAACCUGCAGCGUCAUGUUACCAUCCAUACUGGCGAGCAACCGUAUAAAUGUAUUAUUUGUGGCAAAGGAUUCACACAGCAAUGUAAUUUGAAGACACACGGUUUGAUUCAUUCUAGCGAACGGGCGUACAAAUGUGAAAUAUGUGGCAAAGAAUUUCAUCUGAAGCAUAACCUGCAGCAACACGUUAUCAUACACACUGGAGAACGGCCGUAUAAAUGUGAAAUAUGUGAUUUAACGUUCAUUCAGCGUAGUAGCUUGUCCACGCAUAAAUUAAUUCACAGUAGAGAACGAAUUCAUCGGUGCGUGAUAUGUGGCAAAGAAUUCAUUCAGAAGUAUAACCUGCAGGAACACAUUACCACCCACACCGGCGAGCGGCGCUAUAAUUGUGAUAUAUGUGGUAAAGAAUUUCACCAGCGUGGUAGACUGGCUACGCACAAACUCAUUCACAAUAGUGAACGGUCGCACAAAUGUGAGAUGUGUGGCAAAGAAUUCCUUCAAAACUGCCACCUACAACAGCACGUUAUAAUACACACUGGUGAACGGCCGUAUAAAUGUGAUAUAUGUGGCAAAGGAUUCACCCAGCGAGGUAGUUUGAAAACACACACACUCAUUCACGGUAGUAAACGGCUAUAUAAGUGCGACGUUUGUGGCGAAGGAUUCCUCCGUAAAAAUCACUUGAAGAAACACGUUAUUACUCACACUUUGAGGUAGCAGUAUAAAUGUGAAAUAUGUGGCAAAGCGUUCAUCUUACAGGGCAGCUUGAUCUCACACAAAUUAAUUCAUGAAAGCGAAAGCUUGUAUAAAUAUAAGCUAUGUGACAAAACAUUGCUUCAGAAGCGAUACCUACAACGGCACACU
Topomyia yanbarensis is the source of this 2713-nucleotide messenger RNA. Its product is annotated as zinc finger protein 234-like. NCBI's taxonomy places the organism in Eukaryota, Metazoa, Arthropoda, Insecta, Diptera, Culicidae. The record is from RefSeq and is a predicted model, not a curated record. Gene Ontology annotation, molecular function: DNA-binding transcription factor activity; RNA polymerase II cis-regulatory region sequence-specific DNA binding. The coding region runs from base 1268 to 2566 and encodes 432 amino acids. The transcript has 2 exons. Gene Ontology annotation, biological process: regulation of transcription by RNA polymerase II.